AUGUCAGAUGAAGUAUUUUCUGGCGGAGCCACUACUUCACAACACGUGGAUGCUGAAGACGACGAUCAUUUUGAAAACACCACCUUUAAGUUGAAAAGAACGAGAUCUUUAGGUCUACUUGAUGAAUUCAUACCGGAAAAGCUCAAAGAUCAAUCGUUGGAAACUGAGAAAACGCCGAGAAAUACAAAUAAUGGCGCCAAAACAACCACAUCAUCAAACGAUCAUCUGGAUGUCAAUAAUCAACAAAAUAGCAAUCAAUCUACAUCGGUAUCAUCUUCGCCUUCACCAGUUGCUUCUCCUACAACAGGCCCGGCUGUAAAUCUACAAUCUCCUGAAUUGAUUCCAUAUGAUGACACCGAUGUGGCAGCAGAACCGUCACGCCACGUUGACUAUUUAUCCCAUCAAUGGGAUGUAUCGGAUAUUUCUAAAUCAUGGAGAUACGUUGUGUCAAACAAACAUGAUGUGGCCAAUGCUGCUCGAUUAGAAAACGCUUCAUGGAGAACAUGGGCACAAAGAAGAUCGAAUUUGAAAACAAUCAGCCCCGAAGUUGUCAAUUGGGCAAAGGAUACCGAUGUUACUUGGCUAUAUGGUCCAAUAUUAAAGAACAAAGGGGCUUCUUCCAAUGGUGAUGGCAACGGAAAUGACGAAAAUGAGGAUGAUAUAAAUCAUGAACCCACAGCCACAAGUGCUGUUGCAGGAGAUUUAUCAAUACCUAAAAAAACAAAAAACAAAAAUGCACCGAAACCAAUAUUAAAGAAGCGAACGAUAGAAGAAUCCAUUAUCAGUCACACAAAUUUGCUUAAAUUGGAGUUGGCAUCGAGUAUUCACCAAAAGAAGAGAGAUCAACAAUUGAAACAACAACAAGAAUUGCGAAAGCAAAACCACGGAACUGAUGAAUAUUUUGACUACAAUGCUCUUCUGAAUAAACUAAACAGUCAGUAUUCCAACAAUCAAGCUACAGAAAACUCAAAUGUGGUAAAAUUUCAAAAUUUGCUCAAUUCAGACUCGUCAUCACCGGCUACUGUUAAACAAGACAUUAACAAGCCUGGAAAUACCGCUUUGAAAGAUAAUGAAGCAGAGGGGGCUACAGGGGAGGAAGACAACCACGAAAAUGAAAGACAUAUACACUUCAACGAUGUAGUACAACAGUGCAUGGCUUGGGAUUCUUUUUCAGAUGACAAUGAUGAAGGCGGCUACAGUGAAUAUGAUGAUACUGACGAAGUGUAUGAUGAUUACGACGACCAAGUCAACAAUAAUUUGAUUAGAAGCCAUUUGUAUGAGGGAGACUUGGAAAAUGAUGAAAGUGGCGACGACGAUGACGACGAUGGCGACGAUGAUGAAGGUGGGUUCUUUUUGAAAGUAAGAUCUAAUUCAAACCCUGCAUUAAAAUUGGCUCCAAGUCAAGGCUCUUCACCAUCAAUAAAGGGUCACGACCAAGCUGAUUUGGAAUCUUUGCCACCCCUCAAACGAUGCACGUCUAUAAAGUAUUUACCUCCAACGACAUUGAAUUAUGGCUCAGACGAAGAUUCAAGUGAUGAGGAUUAUCCAUAUACUUCAAGUUUAUCUCAUAAUGUGGGUAACGACAUAAGUAGAGGGUAUGAUUAUUAUUAUGAUUACAAUACUGUGUAUCCAAGUGAUCCAUAUCAGUAUCAAGGAUAUCAUACACCAGAUGUAGUUGAUGUACCUGAAAAUCUAGAUAUGGGAUCAAAUGUCAACUACGAUCUAAUUGAUAACAAUGACAUGGCAGUAGGAACAUCAGAACACAAUGAACAUAGCGGAGGACAAAUCAUUCAUGGAGAGCAUAAGGCACAUGGAGGAGAUGUCUCGCCAACAUCACAUAGCUCACCUUCAUCACCUUUAUCGGGGCCCAAAGCGCCUGUGUCAUCUUUGGCGCCCCCUGCACAUACAUACCCAUCUCAUACCAACCAACUGCAUUCUCAAUCUAUACAUAUGCCAUUCCAAUUGAGUGAUUCUGAAAGUGAUUCAGAUGAUGACGAGGAAGAAGGAUUAAGUAUAGGAACUCGAAGGUCGAGUCAAGCUUUGGCUGAACUGAUUUUCCAUGGACAUAACCCGUUAACAGAGAGUAAGAAUUAG
Molecule: messenger RNA, 2094 nt
Organism: Lodderomyces orthopsilosis Co 90-125
Lineage: Eukaryota; Fungi; Ascomycota; Pichiomycetes; Serinales; Debaryomycetaceae
Gene: REG1
Product: protein phosphatase regulator
Exons: 1
Coding region: 1-2094 (697 amino acids)
Biological process (GO): cellular response to glucose starvation; protein catabolic process in the vacuole
Source: RefSeq, a predicted model, not a curated record